AUGAUGGAUAACUUGCCGCCGCAUGGUCCUUCCACAUGCAAGGAGCUGCUGCACUGGGCGAAGGACCAUAACUUCGUUGACCGUGAGAGCUUUAUCGUCUUUGCCGUUGCCCUCGCUCUUUUCGUCCUGGGUACAUGCGGUCUUAUUCAGACCGACGAUGUCCUCGCCUGCUUCAUCGCCGUGAACACAUUCACAUGGGAUGACUGGUUCCGGCUCCAGACCAAGGACGACUCCCUUCAACCGACUAUCGACAUGCUCCUUAACGUCACUAUCUUCCUGUGGUACGGCGCAUACAUACCCUGGGACCGCUUCGGCGACAACCCUGUUAUCUCAUCCUGGCACCUCGUCGCUCUUGGUGUUCUGGUGCUCCUCCUGCGGCGUCUGCCCUGGGUAUUUGGCAUGCACAGGUGGAUCCACCAGAUUAAGGAGAGGAAGCAGGCGAUUUUUGUGGGAUUCUUUGGACCCAUUGGCGUGUCUGCGGUCUUCUACCUCUUUGUGAGUAUGGAGUUUAUUCAGGAACAUUUGAGUGAUAAGAACGGGACUACUCGAAGCGACGUCAGAGGCCUUGGUGAAACAAUUCGGGUCAUUGUCUGGUUCCUCGUGGUCUGUAGCAUUGCUGUCCAUGGGCUCAGUAUUCCACUUGGAAAGGUGGGUUAUCUGGCUCCUCAGACCGUUGGUCGGGUGCUCAGCGACACCCUGAACGGCGAGUCACGUGCGGAGGAAGGCCGACGCAAGAUCCCAUUGUUGGGCAAUUAUCUUGUUGGAAAGCCUAGCGAUAUCGAAUCUAGGAAUUUUCAGCACUCUACCGUCAUAUCGGGCCCGUUGAACACUCGUUUCCCGCACUCGGAACGUACUGCAUUGCUGCAGGCGGCGGCCAUACCCUCUCCUGCGAGCCAAAACUGA
This is a messenger RNA of Aspergillus affinis, 903 nucleotides long. RefSeq lists its product as uncharacterized. Gene Ontology annotation, cellular component: plasma membrane. Gene Ontology annotation, molecular function: sodium:proton antiporter activity. Gene Ontology annotation, biological process: sodium ion export across plasma membrane; proton export across plasma membrane; regulation of membrane potential. NCBI's taxonomy places the organism in Eukaryota, Fungi, Ascomycota, Eurotiomycetes, Eurotiales, Aspergillaceae. Bases 1 to 903 code for a protein of 300 amino acids. The record is from RefSeq and is a predicted model, not a curated record. The transcript has 3 exons.